Molecule: messenger RNA, 3557 nt
Organism: Xiphophorus maculatus (southern platyfish)
Lineage: Eukaryota; Metazoa; Chordata; Actinopteri; Cyprinodontiformes; Poeciliidae
Gene: adcyap1r1b
Product: pituitary adenylate cyclase-activating polypeptide type I receptor
Exons: 14
Coding region: 393-1916 (507 amino acids)
Biological process (GO): cell surface receptor signaling pathway; adenylate cyclase-modulating G protein-coupled receptor signaling pathway
Cellular component (GO): plasma membrane; neuron projection
Molecular function (GO): peptide hormone binding; G protein-coupled peptide receptor activity; vasoactive intestinal polypeptide receptor activity
Source: RefSeq, a predicted model, not a curated record
AGAGGGAAGCUGAGAGCAGAAGACGGGGAGCUUAGUUGAAAUGCGCAGCGCAUUCUUGCGUGGAGGGCGAAGCGGCAUCGCUCCAAAUAAUCACAGAUCUGAUUCUGCUUUUUAACAUCUGUGCUGGAGAAACAGACUAAAAAAUAGUGCUGCAUUGUUACUCGGCCUGCAACAAAUAUUUAUAUAUUUUUUUUUAUUUCCCUCCGUAAGUUGUGUCGCCCUGAAGCACCGAGGAAUCCUUCUCAGUCUCAGCCCGGAGAGGGUGGAUUCGUCACCAGCGCGCAGGAGUUGCACUGGGAAGAUGUGGAGAAAAUGAUCCCGAGGUGAACUGGCAUCCCGCUGUGUGGCGUCUGUGCAGCUGCAGAAACUCUUGGAAACAACCGAAGAACAAAAUGUUUGCUGUUAAAAUCAACUUUCUAACCCUCGCCCUUCUUCUAAUUUUGCCUUCGGGUUCGAGGCAACAGGUCCCCUCUAACUGCGUCAUCAAGAGGGAGCAGGAGAAAUGUAUGGAGAUGAUGGCUCUGGAAGAUUCAGACUCAGAAUUUGACUGUCCGUGGUUCUGGGACAAUCUUACAUGUUGGCAGCCGGCCAAGGUCGGAGAGGUGAUCCAGAUGAACUGUCCAGAACUCUUCUCUCAGUUCAUGAGUGAGGAAGACUACGAAUUGGGGAAGGUGAGUCGUAACUGCACAGAGUUUGGCUGGUCAGAGCUCUUUCCUCAUUAUAUCGAAGCCUGCCUGUAUGAGGAAGGAAACAGCAGCCACCCUGAUAUGUAUUAUGUGUCAGUGAAGGCUCUGUACACAGUGGGCUACAGCACCUCUCUGGUGUCCCUCACCACAGCUAUGGUCAUCCUGUGCAGAUUCAGGAAGCUCCACUGCACCAGGAACUUCAUCCACAUGAACCUUUUCGUGUCGUUUAUCCUGAGAGCAAUUUCUGUCUUCAUCAAAGACAGUGUGCUUUAUGCAGAGGAAGACAGUGACCACUGCUUCAUACAUACUCUGGAGUGUCGAGCUGUGAUGAUAUUCUUCCACUACUGCGUCCUCUCCAACUACUUCUGGCUCUUCAUCGAGGGUCUGUACCUCUUCACUUUACUGGUGGAGACUUUCUUCCCUGAGAAGAGAUACUUCUACUGGUACAUUGUCAUCGGCUGGGGAACGCCAACAGUGUGUGUGACCAUCUGGGCGGUCCUGAGGCUGCACUAUGAUGACAUAGGGUGUUGGGACAUGAAUGACAACGCUGCCAUCUGGUGGGUGAUAAAGGGACCUGUUCUGGCUUCAAUUAUGAUAAAUUUUGUACUCUUCAUUGGUAUCAUCGUCAUCCUCGUUCAGAAGCUGCAGUCCCCAGACAUCGGUGGGAAUGAGUCCAGUAUUUACCUGAGACUGGCCCGUUCUACUCUGCUGCUGAUCCCACUGUUUGGGAUCCACUACACUGUGUUCGCUUUCUCCCCGGAAAACGUCAGCAAGAGGGAACGUCUUGUCUUUGAGCUCGGUCUGGGAUCCUUUCAGGGAUUUGUGGUGGCUGUUCUCUACUGCUUCCUGAAUGGAGAGUAUAUCCCUCAAGGUGCAAUCGGAGAUCAAGAGGAAAUGGCGCAGCUGGACGGUGAACAGGUACUUUGCUGUGGACCUGAAGCACCGGCAUCCUUCGCUGGCGAGCAGUGGGGUGAACGGGGGGACGCAGCUGUCCAUCCUCAGCAAGAGCAGCUCGCAGAUCCGAAUGUCCAGCCUGCAGGCCGAGACCCCGGCCACCUGAGUGGCCCCUGUGGGGAUGUCUCUGCUGGACCUGCCGCCGCCGCCGACCCCAACCCACCCACCAUCGUCCCAAUGACCAACCUCACCGACCCGUUCUUCAACACAGACCCUGAUGAAUCCACCAUGGAGACACAGCUGAACUCCAGCGACCCCAAACAGCCUCUUGUGUGAACCUGAAUGUGCCAAAUAAGGACUCACUGCACUCUGCUGUUUCCUGGCUGAAACCUUAAGAAGUAUCGUCAUCUGUCUCUACGUGUUGUGAUAGUUUUAAAAGUUGUCUGGUGCUGCUGAGCAACGUGACGGGACCAGUCCGUUAAUUAGGGACGUCCUCAAACUGUUGAUUCCAGUCCGUCCAAAUGUUCCUCAGCAUUCCUGUUUAGCUCGUAGCUGCAAAAUGACACUAAUCACAGAGCUGUAAAUACAUUAGAAGACUUUUCAUUUUACAUUGGGUUUUAUUUACUCUGAAAAAAAACUUGCGUGACAGCUUCAGUGGCUUUGCAGGAGCUGUUGUUGUGACUGUCAGCAUAUCUUGUACAUUUUGAAUCGAAUUAAUCCUGUCGCAAAGAUGACUGAAACGUUAGUGGAGAGUAAAAACAAUAAUCUGUGUUGCAUCAAGCGAAAUGUAACUGUGGCUUAAAGAGCUUACUCCAAAUUCCACGCCGACAUUCAGGAUAAAUCUGCCUGUCUUGCACCGAUUUCCAACACUGGUGUCUAUAAAGCUGCGAGACUAAGUUCAUGUAGUGACCUUUUAAAGGACAAAGAACCAGAGAGUACCUGCUGGUGUUUGUGUCUGGUUUUACCUACAACAUAAUUAUUUAGACAAACAUCUGCAGGCAAUAUGAUAUAAAGUGACUAUAAAUGAUUUAUUAAUAUUAUUCCUUACUGUCAAGCUGUGACUGCUCUAUAGCGAACAUUUGUGAUGAAUCCAAGCAGACAGAAGAAUGUCAGGAAGAAAAAUAGCCGGUGGUUUUCGGAAAGGAAUGUUUUCUACCGUUAUGUGAAAAGCCAAAACAGACGCAGGGUUUUGAUUCUGAUUUUAAUGUUUGAGACACGCUGAGGUUUGUUUAAUACGACCACAAACACCUCUUUUCAAAACUUCAGCGCUGCUCAGAGGACAGCCACCAGUACAAAAAAUGUCAAUGACAACAUUGUGAGUUCAUACACUUGCAUGAAGUUGAAGUAACUGUUGUUAUGCAGUUGUUUUUGUCUUUCUCUCUCUCUCUCUUUUCUGAGAAGUCAGUGCUUUAACUGGAUGCAAGGUUUAUUUUAGUGUUGAAUGGGCUGCUGUGGAGACAGAGCAUUGUAAUAUUAAUUAUUCUGUCACAUCUACUGUCUCUUUAGCAGAGAUAAUGUAAAGGUCUUCAAUGAAAGGUCUACAUCCUCAGAAACCUCAAUCACUUUCCAGUUUCUGUUUUUGAGGUAUUUGGUGUCUUGUUGCUUGAGAACCCAAGAGGAAGGAUUAUAUAAAGUAUGGUUUUAAAAAAAAGUACACCCUGUUUUAACUGUUUACAUAUCACAAUGAUAAAAUGAUCAGGCUUUUACCAGGUUGUAAAAUAAUUUAGAUCUACCUUCAAGUGUCAGAAAAGCAUAACCAAGUCCACACAGUCAAUACUUAGGAAAUGAAGAUGAAGCAAAAAUGAAGAUGUGUAUGAAAACCUAAAUACAUCACAUACUGUAAAUCGGCUACUUGUGGGACAGAUUUUAGUAGCAGAAGCUCUCAACAGUCAUUUUCUUGUUCGACUGGAUCAGCCUUUCACACAGUUCAGAUUUUUUUGCCACUCUUCUUUCCAACCAUUUUUAAAUCCAUCAACA